Messenger RNA from Didymella exigua CBS 183.55, 1146 nucleotides. Its product is annotated as phosphoglycerate mutase family protein. Lineage: Eukaryota; Fungi; Ascomycota; Dothideomycetes; Pleosporales; Didymellaceae. Bases 248 to 1030 code for a protein of 260 amino acids. The transcript is spliced from 2 exons. Gene Ontology annotation, biological process: ribose phosphate biosynthetic process. The record is from RefSeq and is a predicted model, not a curated record. Gene Ontology annotation, molecular function: sedoheptulose-bisphosphatase activity.
UAUGCUGCAGGUGACCCUCAUUGAAAGCUGACCAAAGCUGACUACGCGUAAAGAGGGCACCUUUUAUCAAAUUUCUCAACCAGAAUAACGUCAUACGUACGAGCACUUAGCGAGAGCUUCGGCAUUUCGCUACCCAUCUACGAAUAUGUAGAUCAUCGUCGAUGUAUUGAGGCUGCCCUCAAACCCAUUACCUUGUAUUUCACGAACCCUCAGCCUCGGUCCAAAUUGACCAAACCUCGACCCCACCAUGCCCGACCCACGCGUCUUCAUUAUCCGUCACGGCGAGACAGAAUGGUCGCUCAACGGCCGACACACAGGCACAUCAGACAUUCCGCUCACACAGAACGGCGAGAAGCGCGUCCGCGCAACCGGUAAAGCGCUAGUCGGCGACGACCGCCUCAUCGUGCCCAGCAACAUCGCGCACAUCUACGUGUCCCCCCGCACGCGCGCGCAACGCACCCUCGAGCUCCUCGACCUGGGCUGCCGCGACCGGUACCCGUGGGACAACCACCCCGAGGAGAGCGACACCGAGCCCACAAACACACUGGACGUGCGCACAAACGCGUUCAUUGAGAUCACAGAGAGCGUCUGUGAGUGGGACUACGGCGCUUACGAAGGCAUCACGUCCUCGGAGGUGCGCAAAUUGCGCAAGGAAAGGGGGUUGAAUGCGGACUGGGACAUCUGGCGCGACGGCUGCGAGGGCGGCGAGAGCCCUGAGGACGUCACACAGCGACUGGACAAGCUUAUUCAUGAACUGAGGGAGAAGUACCAUAAGGGCCGGUUCGGGAAGGACGGGAAGCCGAAUGAUGUGCUGAUUGUAGCGCAUGGGCAUAUUCUGCGCGCAUUUGCGGCAAGGUGGAUUGGCAAGAAGCUGGAGGAUAAUCCGAGUUUGAUCCUCGAGGCGGGUGGUGUGGGGACGUUGAGCUAUGAGCAUCAUAGUCUUGAGGAGCCGGCGAUUUUGCUGGGUGGUGCCUUUGUGGUGGACGCGAUUGAGAAGGAGGAGCAGCAGAAGCAGGAGGCGCAGAAGUAGUGUCCUUGAACUUCGACGAGAAGGAAAAUUCCCAUCAUCUGUCGCUGAAGCAUACCCGCGGAGGUUGUCACCACGACUGCAGCUGUCAAUGCACGAGUAAGAGUAGGUCUCUUUGA